Pelecanus crispus (Dalmatian pelican) is the source of this 1295-nucleotide messenger RNA. The record is from RefSeq and is a predicted model, not a curated record. Lineage: Eukaryota; Metazoa; Chordata; Aves; Pelecaniformes; Pelecanidae.
UGCUGGGUCCCAGUUCCAGUCCCAGUCCCAGUCCCAGUGCUGGGUCCCAGUCCUGGUGCUGGGUCCCAGUUCCAGUCCCAGUCCCAGUGCUGUGUCCCAGCUCCAGUGCUGGGUUCCAGUUCCAGUCCCAGUCCCGUCCCAGUCCCAGUUUCAGUCCCAGUCCAGUCAAUUCCCAUCCCAGUCCCAUUCCCACUACAGUGCCAGUCCACUCCCAGUCCAUACAGUCCAAGUCCCAGUCCCAGUUCCAGUCCACUCCCAUUCCCAGUCCAAGCCCAGGCCCAGGCCCAAUCCAAGCCAAUCCCAGUCCCACUUCAAUCCAAUCACAGAACCAGUCCUCACUCCAAUCCCAGUCCAGUCAAGUCCCAUUCCCAAGUCCCAGUCCUGGUCCAAGUCCUGGUCCAAGUCCCAGUUCCUGUGCCUAUCCCAGACCCAGUCCCAGUCCAGACCCAGUCCAGACCCAGUCCCAGCAGUCCUCAUCCCAGUCCCGGUCCCAGUCCCAGUACCAGUUCAGUGACAGCCCACUCCGAGUCUCAGUCCAGUCCAGUCCCACUCCAGUCUCACUCCACACCGGCCCACGGCACCGGCCCAGUUCGGCCCAGCUCAGCCCAGUUCAGUCCAGCUCAGCCAAGUUCAGCCCAGCCCAGUUCAACCCAGUUCAGCCCAGCCCGGCACAGCCCAGCCCACUUCAGCCAGGUUCAGCCCAGCUCAGCUCACCCAGUUCAGCCCAGCCCAGUCCAGCCCAGCCCAGUCCAGCCCAGCCCAGUCCAGCCCAGCCCAGUCCAAGUUCAGACCAGUCCAGCAAGACCAGUUCAGUCCAGCCCAAUCCAGCCCAGUUCAGCCCAGCCGUUCAGCCCAGUCCAGCCCAGUCCAGUCCAGUCCAGCCCAGCCCAGCCCAGUCCAGUCCAGUCCAGCCCAGCCCAGUUCACUCAGCCCAGUCCAGCCCCGUUCAGCCCAGCUAAUCCCAGUCCAGCUCAUCCCAGUCCAGUCCAGUCCAGUCCAUUCAGCCCAGUCCAGCCCAGCCCAGCCAGGUUCAGCCCAGCCCAGCCAGGUUCAGCCCAGUUCAGCUCACACAGCCCAGUUCAGCCCAACCCAGUCCAGCCCAGUUCACCCAGCCCAAUCCAGCCCAGUCCAGCCCAGUUCAGCCCAAUCCAGCCCAGUUCAGCCCAGCCCAUUUCAGCCUGCCCAGCCCAGCCCAGUCCAGUCCAGUCCAGCCCAGCCCAGCCCAGUCCAGUCCAGUCCAGCCCAGCCCAGUUCAGCCCAGCCCAGCCCAGCCCAGUCCAGCCCAGCCCAGCCCA